CAGGGUUUUCGUUCAAAGCCAGCUGGUCUGGCUAUAUUAAUGCAGGGCAUUUGUUUGGUUUUGAUUUUUCUUCUUUUUAUUUAUUUAUUUAUUUAUUAUUUUUUUUUAUUAAGUUUUGAAAUGGUUUGAUUAACCUGGCCUACAGCUGGACCUGCAGGGUGUGACUUCCUGGGGAAGCACAAGAUCGGCACCGGUGCCAACUAGACAACCAAAACCGCUCACUGAAACCUAAAAGGGCCUUCCUGGUGAAACCAAGGCAAACUCCAAGCUGGAUCCAGAAUAACUGAAGGAACUGUGAACGUGGUUCAGCUACUGGAAUCUUUGAAUUGAGUGGAGCAGUCAAGAGAAGAAAGUCUGGGUUGAAGAAACGCAACAGAGGGACAAAAAGCAUAAAGUUCAUUGGUGAAAAAGAGAGAGAAGAAAAAACGGGGACAAUGGGGAGGAAAAAGAUUCAGAUCACACGGAUUAUGGAUGAACGCAACAGACAGGUGACGUUUACAAAGAGAAAGUUUGGCCUGAUGAAGAAAGCCUAUGAGCUGAGUGUGCUGUGUGACUGUGAGAUCGCCCUCAUUAUUUUCAACAGUACCAACAAGCUCUUCCAGUAUGCCAGCACAGACAUGGACAAAGUAUUGCUGAAAUACACCGAAUACAAUGAGCCACAUGAGAGCAGGACCAACUCUGACAUUGUGGAGACGUUGAGAAAGAAGGGUCUAAAUGGUUGUGACAGCCCUGAUCCCGACGCAGACGACUCGGUGGGCCACAGCCCAGAGUCAGAGGACAAGUACCGUAAAAUCAACGACGACAUAGAUCUGCAUAUGAUCAGCAGACAGAGGCUUUGUGCUGUGCCCCCUUCCAACUAUGAGAUGCCCAUUCCCGUGAAUAACCAGAUCUACCCGGGUAACCAUAACCUGCUUCCCUUGGCUCACCAUGGCCUGCAGAGAAAUAGCAUGUCACCUGGAGUCACGCACAGGCCUCCUAGUGCAGGUGGUCUGAUGGGCGCUGAUCUCUCCACUGGCAUGGGUACCAGUGCUGGUAAGGACGGCAUCCCCUCAUACUACCGAAAUGGCUAUGGAAACCACCGUAACUCUCCUGGACUGCUGGUGUCCUCUGGAGGCAUGAACAAGAGCAUGCAGGCCAAGUCUCCUCCGCCGGUGAACCUGGGGAUGAACAGCCGUAAGCCUGACCUACGCGUGCUCAUCCCACCUGGAGUCAAGAACAACAUGCCCUCGAUUAACCAGAGAAUAAACAACUCUCAGUCUGCACAGUCACUGGCGACCCCUGUGGUUUCUGUAGCGACACCCACUCUACCAGGGCAGGGAAUGGGCGGCUACCCGUCAGCCAUUUCCACCUCAUAUGGUACUGAAUAUUCUCUGAGCAGUGCAGAUCUGUCCUCUUUAUCUGGCUUUAACAGUGCCAACACUCUGCAUCUGGGCUCAGUGAGUGGAUGGCAACAACAUCAGAUCCAGAACAUGCAGCACUCUGCUCUCAGUCAACUGGGAAAUUGCUCUAGCACUCAUUUAUGUCAGGGUUCAAAUCUCUCCUUGCCCUCUACUCAAAGCCUGCACAUCAAGUCCGAACCUGUUUCUCCUCCUAGAGAUCGCUCCAGUAGCGCCACGCCCGCCAGCUACGGCCCACUACCAUCCCACCAGCAGCACCAGGGCCCUCCCCCACAGGGGCGGCAGGACUCGGGCCGCUCCCCAGCCGACAGUCUCAGCAGCUGUGGCAGCUCGCACGAGGGAAGCGAUCGCGACGAGCACCGUCCCGACUUCCAUUCGUCCCUGGGAUUGGGCCGACCCGGCCUGGACGAGCAAGACAGCCCAUCCAUCAAGCGAGUCCGCCUUUCAGAUGGGUGGGCCACAUGAUAUGCAACACCCCUUAAACAGCCCCAACCUCGAUCUCGACCUCCCCAUUGUGGUUCCACAGUGCCACAUAGCUCACAAGUUCUCUUUAUCUCGCUGCCGUUUAUGACGAGUCACAAUCAUUACUCCCGCUGAUUCUCUGUUUUGCUGUAGAGAGGGGAAGAAGUACUCUCUAAAUUACCUAUUACUUUUUUCUUUUUUUUGAUCAGAGUGUGGCUGAUAUACAUAUUGUUGUGAUUGACGGGUCAAUGGGAGGGAAAAGAGAAGGAGGACUGUUGUACAACAGGGUCGGGGAGGGUUUAGUGGGUGGGGUUACUAUGCAUAACUUGUGCAGUGUGUGGAAUAAAAUGUAAAGAAUUACCAUAAAUGCAUAUAUAUUUCCACGUGUGUAAAAAAAGGUGUACAUGUAUGCAAAGUAACAAACCAACAAAAUGUUUCAGGUACUCUUGGAUUUUCUUUUGUAAAAAUGUACUUCAACUUGCCUCAGUGAUAUUCAGCCACAGGAGAAGUAUAGCAGAGAGUGUAUCACGGAGGUGACAGCUUAGCACUUGUUGUACCAGUACAAUAUGUACAAAUUCCUUUUCUUAGUGCCACUCUCUUCAGAGGGCCCCUUCACUAAAUGCAUCUUAUGAGUGACAAAGUCAUGUUGCAGGUUCAACGUAUUGUACAUAGAGAAAAGGCAGGGACAAGGGGGACAGGUCAAGGUUGAUAAAUAUUACUGAUUUCACACAAACAAAACUGUUAUGCAAGAAUUUUGGAGGAUUAUACAGAUACUGUACAGUAUUUGUGGGUUCCUAUGUUAAGUUAUGUGUUUCAAGACCUCCAGUGAAAAAUAGAAAAACUCUCCUGUUGAAAGAAGGAAAGAAUCAAUAGCAGGACAGAGAGGAGUUGAAUAGAUGAAGGAUUUUAAAUUAAGAGCCAUGUUACUUCAUUCUGAUGAAAUUCAAAACCUAGGACUUGCAUUUGUUGUUCAGUAUUAAAAGAAUAAAAAGAUUAAAAAAACAAAUAAAAAAAAAAAAA
This is a messenger RNA of Myxocyprinus asiaticus (Chinese sucker), 2879 nucleotides long. RefSeq names its product myocyte-specific enhancer factor 2C-like. NCBI's taxonomy places the organism in Eukaryota, Metazoa, Chordata, Actinopteri, Cypriniformes, Catostomidae. Gene Ontology annotation, molecular function: protein dimerization activity; DNA-binding transcription factor activity, RNA polymerase II-specific; RNA polymerase II cis-regulatory region sequence-specific DNA binding. The transcript is spliced from 11 exons. Gene Ontology annotation, biological process: cell differentiation; positive regulation of transcription by RNA polymerase II. The coding region runs from base 435 to 1862 and encodes 475 amino acids. The record is from RefSeq and is a predicted model, not a curated record.